Molecule: messenger RNA, 1533 nt
Organism: Raphanus sativus (radish)
Lineage: Eukaryota; Viridiplantae; Streptophyta; Magnoliopsida; Brassicales; Brassicaceae
Exons: 5
Coding region: 103-1404 (433 amino acids)
Biological process (GO): amino acid metabolic process
Cellular component (GO): cytoplasm
Molecular function (GO): aminoacylase activity
Source: RefSeq, a predicted model, not a curated record
UUUAAUUUAAUGUUCCAUUAAAAAUUGCUCUCUAUCUCUCUCCAAUCGCAAGCUGCAAGUGGUAGUGGGUUGCAGAAGAAUCUUCCUUCAACGUUGUCAACGAUGAGUCGUCGUCUUCUCCUUGCUCUCGUUGUUCUUCUUCUUCAUCUAUGCAUCCUUUCUGCAGCAGUGGGUGACGAGAUCGUGUCGAGAUUUCAGGAGUAUCUCCGAAUCGACACGGUUCAUCCAAAUCCAGAUUACUACAAAGCCGUUGACUUUAUAAACACUCAGGCCAAAUCACUCUCCCUCGAAUCUCAGACGACUGAGUUCGUUAAGGGAAAGCCGCAUAUCCUCCUCAAGUGGGUUGGCUCCGACCCAACUCUACCUGCCCUUCUACUCAACUCCCACACCGAUGUCGUUCCCUUCGAGGAAUCCAAGUGGAUCCACCACCCACUCCAAGCUCACAUGGACAAGGAGGGAGACAUAUAUGCGAGAGGUUCUCAGGACAUGAAGUGCGUUGGGAUGCAGUAUCUGGAGGCCAUACGCAAGCUCCAGGCUUCUGGCUUUCACCCAAUCCGAUCCGUCUAUCUCUCCUUCGUCCCCGAUGAGGAGAUCGGCGGCCACGAUGGAGCCGAGAAGUUCACCGAAUCUCACCUCUUCAAGACCUUGAACGUCGGUAUCGUGCUCGACGAAGGUCUGCCAUCGCCUAGUAAGAGUUACAGAGUAUUCUAUGGAGAGAGGAGUCCCUGGUGGCUUGUGAUUAAGGCUAAAGGACCCCCUGGCCACGGUGCCAAGCUCUAUGACAACUCUGCCAUGGAGAAUCUCCUCAAAAGUAUUGAGAGUAUUCGUCGAUUCAGAGCUUCCCAAUUCGAUCUUCUCAAAGCUGGUGGCACUGCUGAAGGCGAUGUCGUCUCCGUCAACAUGGCCUUCCUCAAGGCUGGCACACCCUCCCCAACUGGUUUCGUGAUGAAUCUGCAACCUUCUGAGGCUGAAGCUGGUUUCGACAUUCGUAUCCCUCCCACCUUUGAUUCUGAAUCACUUGAAAGACGUUUGGUGGAGGAAUGGGCUCCCGCCGCACGCAACAUGUCCUUUGAGUUCAAGCAGAAGCAUUCGGGGGAACCGCUACUUACAGCAGCAGAUGAUUCAAAUCCUUGGUGGAGGCUCUUGGAAAAUGCUGUCAAGGAAGCUGGAGGUAAAACUAGUAAGCCUGAGAUUUUCCCUGCAUCAACAGAUGCUCGCUACUUCCGGAUGGCUGGCGUUCCCGCGUUUGGCUUCUCUCCCAUUUCAAACACCCCUAGUUUGCUUCAUGACCACAAUGAGUAUUUGGGUAGAGCUGAGUAUCUGAAGGGGAUUGACGUGUAUGUUUCAAUUAUCAAAGCUUAUGCAUCAUAUGAAAGCAAGAGUGGUUCACGAGAUGAGUUAUAAAAAGGUCCACUUAUAGUUUGCGCAUCAAGUCUUUCUGUAACAACAAUCAAUAAGAUCUGAACCCACCAUGCUGUUGUAAAAUCAGACAAAACAUGUUAUUUUCAACUUUAUGUGAUGUAUCUUUCUGUU